This is a messenger RNA of Lithohypha guttulata, 2481 nucleotides long. Its product is annotated as 1,2-dihydroxy-3-keto-5-methylthiopentene dioxygenase. Lineage: Eukaryota; Fungi; Ascomycota; Eurotiomycetes; Chaetothyriales; Trichomeriaceae. The transcript is spliced from 4 exons. Gene Ontology annotation, molecular function: protein binding. The record is from RefSeq and is a predicted model, not a curated record. The coding region runs from base 1 to 2481 and encodes 826 amino acids.
AUGGCGUGGCAGAACGCAGGAGGUGGACAGACGGGAAAUAUGGCCGAGUCCAGUGGUGUUCAAGCAUACACCCUGCAAGGUGUGAUGCGCUUCCUGCAGACAGAAUGGCAUACCCACGAACGCACGAGGAACGCCUGGGAAAUCGAGCGCGAAGAAAUGAAGAAGCGCGUAGCGACUCUAGAAGGUGAAGCACGCAGCUCUAAAGGUCUACGCGGUGUCCUCGAGCGCCAGAUCCGCAUGCUCGAAUUUGCGCUGAAGAAGGAGAGGGAAAAUGUUGCGAAACUCAGGAAAGGCGAAUUCGUUGAUUUCUCUAAAGACUCGAAAGAGCUAGCUCAGCAAGAGAUCGAGAAGCUCAAGGAACAAGGCAAGGUUAUUGUGCCCAAGGCUAUAACCCAGUUCGACAACGAGAUUGAUGCUGAGAACCAUCUCUCACAAGGCAUUCGCCAGGAGAAGGAGAGGGAGAAAUCCAAAAGUUUCCUGACACAAUGCUCGAACGAAGUAUCUUACUACGUCCUGCCAGGCGUCAAAGCUAUGACCGAGUAUAUGGAUUUACCAAGUCUCAACCACGUUGCAGGACAGGGACAACCCAGCCAACAAGAAUUACACGAAGCAUACGCUCAGAUACAAGCACAGAAACAGCAGCACAGAAAUAAUAUGCAAAUGGUAAGGGAGAAUGUCCAACCCUCACAGCAAUCCGUACCAGCCUAUACCGAUUCCACGCCACUUGUGCGUUCUAAUACUCAAAUUCACAACAACCAAUUACCAGUACAGGAACCCGAACGGAGAUUUGUAGAAACACCCAUAAUAGAAAGUCGAAAAAUGCCUUACCAAGAACAACAACAGCAACAUCCUCAAGAAGAGCAGGUCGAAUCUGUCUCACAUAGUUUUGAUGGCUACGGCCGACAACUACCCACGAAGGACGAGAAUACGCACGCGAAGAUCACUACUAAGAACGAGGCGGAUGUGUCUGAUGGAUGGGAUUUUGAUGACGCUCCACCACCCAUACAACCUGCGUCAGAACUGCAGAGUUUGCAAAGACCUGACACAGAGGCAUUUCCUUCUUCGAUACCCUCGAAGUCUCCUACACGCUUACCAGGAUCGCACAGGAGAAGGAGUUCUGGCGCAAGGCGGAAGAGCUCCGAUAGUACUGAUGUCGGUGGCUUAACUAAUAAUUUGAAUGUUGAUGCAUCACAGUUCAAGGUUCGGUUUGCAAUGCGAGGACAUCUGGACGUCGUUCGUUGUGUCAUCUUUACUGGAGGUGGUAGUCCUGCUGAUCCUGAAUUUUGUACUGCUGGUGAUGACGGGACCGUCAAGAGAUGGCAUAUUCCAGCUUCCUAUGGCGCGAAUACACUAGGCGAGGAUCUGGAUCGAACAGCACAUUUCACGCACAGGGGACACAACGGUUCAGUAUGCUCCUUAGCUGCUUGUCCUGCCUCGCUCACCUUUUCGAAUGGUGGUCGCGUUGCAGGUGACGGAUGGAUCUUUUCAGGAGGAGAGGAUGCUAGCGUAAAAGUUUGGGAAAGAGGGCGGGUCGACGCAAAAGCAAGCUUGGAGGGUCAUACAGAUGCUGUUUGGGCUCUUUGCGUCUUGCCAUGCACGACAGGCUCUGUGCUUGGCGAAAGGUCUGCAUCCCUUGGCGGUCCUGAAAGGAUAUUACUCGCCGCAGGUGCUGCGAAUGGCACGAUCCUGGUUUGGGCAGUAUCUGCACCACCGCAAGCGAAUACCGUCUCAACUGGCUCAAAUCGUGGUACAAGAGGUAGCAGGAGAGCGAACUCAAUAUCAGCGGGCAGCAACUUUCCUAGCUCACCUCAACCCAGCAUAGCCAGCAAUACACCUUUCAACUAUAGCCUCGUUCACAGGAUAGAACGACCCGACCGUGGACCACCAACAUCAAUAUCGCCUUUAUCACCAGCAGGCACAAGUUUUGUCGUUAGUUACGGUGAUGCAAGCGUUCUUAUUUUCGACACUAGGACUGGCGACGAGAUGGUCGGAAUGCAGAGUCAAGAGACCUAUGAUGGAACACCUAAUACUAGUAUCAAUGCCGUUGUUGCCAGCAGUACUGGCUUUGACACACGAGAAUCACCACCACCUCAAAGACGUGGCAGUAUGGGCGAGGAAGAUGUAUCUCACGGGCCAACAGGUGGUGAAGGUGGUGUGGAAGGGUUCGUCAUUGCUGGUUACGAAGAUCGCUAUAUCAGGUUCUUCGACGCUAAUUCUGGACAAUGCACGUAUACUAUGCUUGCUCAUCCGUCAGCCAUAUCCUCACUUUCACUCUCACCCGAUGGCCGCGAAUUGGUCUCGGGUGGCCAUGACGCCAGUCUGAGAUUCUGGUCCUUAGAGAAACGCAAUUGCACACAAGAAAUUACGAGCCACCGAAUAAUGAGAGGGGAGGGUGUUUGUGCCGUCGUUUGGAGUCCCGACGGACGAUUCGUGAUUUCUGCUGGUGGAGAUGGUGCUGUCAAGGUCUUUUCUAGGAGUUGA